Leptosia nina is the source of this 600-nucleotide messenger RNA. NCBI's taxonomy places the organism in Eukaryota, Metazoa, Arthropoda, Insecta, Lepidoptera, Pieridae. The record is from the annotation of a GenBank genome assembly.
AUGCCGUCUCUCGUAUCGCUCCCUCGGCGAAGCGGACCCGGACGGUGCGGGCCACGUUGCCGCAGGCGACUCGGCCCUUUGUGCCCCGAGAUCGAGAUCUCCUCCGAGGCGAGCGAUGCUGAGAUUGCGAUCGUCCGCUUAUCACAAUUCUUUUGUAUUAAAAAUAGAGCACGUUCGGAUAGUCCCGUCCGCCGUGAUGAGAUAGGAGCGGGGAUAACUCUUAAUCGACAUAAUGCUCUUCGGACAGCGAUAGAAAGUAGAGUCACAGCACAUGCUACACUUAAGAUUCGCCUGCAGCUAAGCAAAGUUGUCAAUUGGAGCGGGUUCCGGUACAUAAUGUGGCACUGCGCAAGUGGUGCGGCGGUAUUAGCACGAGAGAAGGUCCUCGCUCGCAGGAAACGGUUAGACACGCUCGUAAUCCGACCCCCUUCUCCCCCCAUCCCAAUGAAUCGCUACCAGUUGAGCGGUGUCGAGAGAAGUGUGGCCCCGCCCAGCCCCGCACCAUUAAUCUGCUGUCGAGCGCACACGUCCACUGAGCACCAGAUCACAAUACGGACUUUAGGCUGUGCCUGUAGAUUCGCUGUUUUAGGUAUGGUUUAA